CUGACACAAACAGAGAUGCUGCAGUUUGAACCGACAAAUACCAAAGAUCAACACUUCCUUUAAAAGCUAAAUAUCUUUUGUGAAGGUACCUCUCUAAAACAUGACGAUGGGAGUUAGAUGGGACAAUCGUACAGCGGCUGAGAGAAGCAUGUUCAUAAUGCGGAUGAUGCUGAGCCUGUUUCCUCUGGUCCUUGUGGUCUGGAAUGGUGAAGCGUUACCUGUACAAGACAAGCAAUUACACACCAAUGAGAUACUGACCAAAGACCAGAAGGACUUGUUGAAGAAGAUGAUGACGGAUAUGGCUGAGCUGAACUUCACUAGUAAAGAACUAGCUGACCUUGACCCUGAAUUUCUGAAUGGCAAACUGGGAGAAAAGUCUGUUUAUGAACCAACCCCUAAAUCUCCAUGCAAGCUCUUCUUCUGGAAGAGCUUCUCCUCGUGUUAAAACUGGAAAACAGAACAGACACAGAUGAGUCUGUUGAAAUCUACAGUCCUGCCUUUACAGUUUGCCAAUCUAAUCAUACAUUGUUAUUGAAAUCAAUAUGCAUCUCUUGGCUUCUGCUGUUCCUGUACUGUAUUUAAGGAGUGUUAAAAGAAUGAAACGGCUUAUUGUUUGAGGUAAAAACAAAACAAUACAGUGGUCUUUUGCAUGUACACUUUCUACUGUUUGACAUCCAAGCCCAAAAUACUGUAAUAAAUGUUCUACAG
This is a messenger RNA of Sinocyclocheilus rhinocerous, 708 nucleotides long. RefSeq names its product somatostatin 6.2 (gene sst6.2). The transcript is spliced from 3 exons. The record is from RefSeq and is a predicted model, not a curated record. Gene Ontology annotation, cellular component: extracellular region. Gene Ontology annotation, molecular function: neuropeptide hormone activity; G protein-coupled receptor binding. Lineage: Eukaryota; Metazoa; Chordata; Actinopteri; Cypriniformes; Cyprinidae. Bases 101 to 445 code for a protein of 114 amino acids. Gene Ontology annotation, biological process: regulation of cell migration; adenylate cyclase-inhibiting G protein-coupled receptor signaling pathway.